CGAAUCGCGGGGCUGAGGCGUCCCUCUCUCGUUCCAGGAGCGAAGUGCUGCCGGGCGUUCUGAGGCGUUGGGGAUGGGCCUUCCUUGCGGGGGUGUGGAGCGGGACACGUGUGUAGGGCCGUCGAGGAAGAUGCCGUGGUUCGUGUGUAUCCAGCGCAGUCAGCAGAAGUCAGAUUCCGCGGCCCCAGCAGCAUUCAGAUAAUACAUCUUGGAUUUUCCAUGUCAUUUUAUUCGUGGGAUGAUCUCUACAAACAAUACUUCAAAAUGAUAACAAAUAUUAUCAUAUUGAGUGUUCUCAUUUGUAUUUCUUUAUCCUUUUGGAUUGUGUCCAUGACCGUGAGCACCUAUUAUGGUACUUUACGCCCUAUUUCUCCAUAUCGCUGGCUGUUUUCAAUUCUAAUUCCAUUAAUGAUUGCUUCACGAGGAUUUAAGAAGAAAAGUCUAGAUCAUGGUGGAGCAAUAGGAGGUUUAUUAGUUGGAUUUGUUCUUACUGUUGCAAAUUACAGCUUUUUCACUGCCUUGCUCAUGUUUUUUGUUACAUCUUCAAAACUUACAAAGUGGAAAGGAGAAGUAAAAAAGAAAAUAGAUUCUGAAUACAAAGACGGUGGACAAAGAAAUUGGGUGCAAGUUUUCUGCAAUGGUGGUGUACCUGCAGAACUGGCGCUACUGUACAUGAUUGAAAAUGGACCUGGUGAAAUUCCAGUUGACUUUUCCAAACAGUAUACAGCAUCCUGGAUGUGCUUGUCACUGUUAGCGGCUUUGGCUUCCAGUGCUGGGGACACAUGGGCUUCCGAGAUCGGUACUGUCAUAAGUCAUGAACCCCGAUUAAUAACCACCUGGGAAAAAGUUCCAGUGGGCACCAACGGUGGUGUCACUGUAGUUGGCCUAAUCUCAAGCCUGCUUGGGGGCACAGCAGUAGGAGUGGCUUACUUCAUUUCUCAGUUGAUCUUUGUGAAUAAUCUGGAUAUAUCUGCUCCACAAUGGCCAAUUAUUGUGUUUGGUGGAAUAGCUGGCUUACUAGGAUCAGUGAUUGAUUCUUACUUGGGAGCCACCAUGCAGUACAGUGGUUUAGAUACUCGCACUGGAAUGAUUGUGAACCAUCAGACAGAAGACACAAAGCAUAUAUCUGGAAAACCUAUUCUAGAUAACAAUGCAGUGAAUCUUUUUUCCUCUGUAGUUGUUGCUUUGUUUUUGCCUGGUCUGGCAUGGGGAUUUUGGCCAAGAGGGUGAAAUCUCAUACAAAUAUCCUGAAUAAAGCUAUGACUGAAGAAUUCUUUACAAGACACCUUAAAACUUUUUGCUGGAGAUUUUAUCUUACAACAUUUAUGAAGGCAUGAGAAAUUUCUAAAUGGCUGAGACUGGACUACCUACAGCAGUUGCAAUCUUUGCUGGCAGAGGAGUCUAAGGAAACGGUGCUUUGAAAAAUUAUCUUCUGUAACAGAAUACAAUUGUUACUUGAGUUAUGAGUCACUACAGUUGAAUAUUGGAUCUCAGCACAUUCCCAACAGGCUACCAGAUAGGGGAGUAUGAUAUGGGAAACCAAAGUUUAUCUUUUGAAGCUUAGUACUUUGUUCAUAAAUCCAGUCAAUGGGUCUCCUCCUAAUUUUGCAUUUAUUGCAUUGUUUUGCUAUAGUAGGAUUUGGAAAUCUUGUAUUUCUCCUACAAAAAGAGGGAUGUGUUUGUGUGUUGGGGGGUUCCUACCUGUUCUUUUAAGAGGUAUAUGGGAAGUGAUCACAUUUAAGUUUUUGGUGAUAGACUUUGAAACAACAAAACAUUUCUGUACAGUAAGGAUAUAUUUGUUAAUGCUGGCUUUUGAAAGCAUGUGUGAUGUUUCUGUUGGCUGUAAUCAUACUAAAUUAUUGUUUUCUGAGGAUUAAUUUAUUGAAUAAGUAUUUUGGAAAUAGUUGAUGUCUUUGUAAUGUGUUUCCUUUCUUAGCUAAGAUUUUUUUACUGGUGUAUUGAGCAAAUGGUGUUAUUUGCAUUUUUCUGAGUAGUUUUUUAUGUUUUGUUUUUUGGCUUGUCUUUUUACCUGUAGAUAGUAGUGGUGACUAAAGUGAAUUCUCAGAUUAUCAUGAAAUGUGGUUCUUGAUUGCUCAUGUUAAAUGGUCAAUCCAGAACUGAAUUUCUGUGGUUUGGGGAAGAGUUAUUUUUAGUCAUGGCUGCUGUAAUGAACUCUGGUUAAGUUGCAGUCCAUUAAUACAGAGCAUAACUCUAUCUUUUAACUAUUUGCAUCGGUGUCAUUUGCAAAUUUAAUUAUAAGGGCCCGAAAAUAUUUAAUACAUUCUUUAUUUAUGUAGCUUUUUGUCUGCACAAAGCUUAUGUCAAGAUAAAAUUGAGAUGCUACUAGUUUCGUGUAUACUACAGAGGCUAACACUUCAUAUUAAGAAUAAAAGAAGAAAACAUACAUAUACAAUAAAGAGGAUAUGCAUGUAGAAGCUCAGUUCUGUCAAGCCUAAGUGGACCAGAUCUCAUGGAGGCCACAUUUACUCCCCCCACCGAGUCUACAAUGUAUUUGCUAGUUGAUGGACCCUUGGGAUCAGCAUGUCGAGCUAAGUGGAAGCGGGGAUUGCCAAAAGUUAGCCUUCCCGUUUCUGCUGGCAGAAAUGUCUACCAAAAAAACAUGGUUAGGAUCUCGAUUUUAAAAUCUUUAUAACAUAGUUAAACAGUUAUGCAACUUGCCUUUAUCAAUCAUUUGUUAUAAAUCUAGCAAAGAGUUUAUGCUAACAAGUAAUGUGGACAAUAGAGCUGAAAUACAAAGCAAAUUGCAAGACAAUUUAUAAACAUUAGUUAUAAAGAUAGUGCCUUAUAAUGCAUUCUUUCCUGUUACUGACAUGUUUUAUGUUAUGUGUCAAAAAAGCAGCCUAGCCUUUUACCACCCAGCUCACAUAGGUUCUUGAGAGUAAGUGGACACAUAGCAGACCAAAUUUUUUUUAAGUUUUAUUAAAAAAAGAAAAUAAAGUCAGCAUGAAAAGUCCUUCAGCAUAAAUAACAUCUGCAUAAAUAGCAGAAGAUUAGCUGAAACAUAAGACAGGAUAAAGUGCUCACAAAUAUGCAAAUAUUAGCACAGUCCUUGAAAUCCAUUAAUUUCUUCCAGCAAGCAUAAGUCAAAGAGAAAUUUCAGCAUUUCAGGUAGGUUCAGAUUAGAAUAGCAACUCUAGCCCCAAAGCAAGUUUUUUGUAAGGAUUCAUCAGUCAUGGUCAACUAACUAAUUCAUCCAAUUAAAGCCAAAUUUAAGUGGAACUUUCCAGUGCUAAGCUUCUGGUCAUACUUACACUUCAGCCAAGUAGUGACUUGGGCCAGCGUAGCACAGAUAAUCACAUCUCUUUAAUGUUUUGAGAGAUUGAGAUGGGUAGCUAAUACUCCCUGCUCAUUCUCACAACAUCAAACCAGUGAAACAGAAUCUAAUUAGGACAGGGCCUUUCAAUUAAAGGAGAGAGAGAGAAAAAAAAUUCACAGGCCUGUUUUAAAACUGUUCCCUUUCACAACUUGACCAAAGUUCUGGCAAUGAUGGAAUUUCUUGACAUUAUGCAUCAUUCCAAGUAGGGACAGUUUGUAUAGUAUUGUGUUAUACUUGGUAUGAUAGAGAAUACCAGGUCAAAAUGCUAAUUUUACUAUAAUUGAAUAGUUGUCAGCCUGUGAAGUUUAUGGGAAGAUAAUAAAAGGAAAAAUGGAAUGUGGAAUGAAGUGACAUAGGGUAAGGUCAGAGGAAAUAGAUGGAACUAGAAAUGAACUGGCAGAAUGUUGUUCCUCUAUGCAUAUUGUGGGGGAAAAGAAACCAUAAGAAAGUGACAGCAUGUGAUAAAGGGAGAAGAAAACCAGGAUAAGCAAAUGGAUAUAUCAGUGUCAUUCAGAACAGCAGGUAAGAAGGAAUACCUGUGCUUUGCAUUAGUGCCCUUUCUUUGAGAUAAAUGGGGCAGUAGUUAUUGAAAAGGUAGGUACUGGGUUGUUUUUUUAAGAUAAGGCCUUGUAUGAUUUUAUAAACAUGUUCAAAUAAAUUUGACCAUAAUCACA
Messenger RNA from Sphaerodactylus townsendi, 4011 nucleotides. It is a transcript of the gene FAABTP, whose product is annotated as transmembrane protein 19. NCBI's taxonomy places the organism in Eukaryota, Metazoa, Chordata, Lepidosauria, Squamata, Sphaerodactylidae. The record is from RefSeq and is a predicted model, not a curated record. Bases 220 to 1230 code for a protein of 336 amino acids. Gene Ontology annotation, cellular component: membrane. The transcript has 7 exons.